GAACAGAAAUAUUGGGAUUUGUCUGAUGAUAGCAUCAUCAAUAUCUUCAGUUGUUUCCGUCAGUGUUAAUCCAGGAUCCGGAAUAAGGCCGUCAAAUAUAUUAGGAGGUGCUGGACAACAUGCAAGUUUCGAUUUCAUCCGGCCUGGAUUAACCCAGACGUCCUAUUCAUUCAAUGGCCCCAGCUCGCAUCAAUCAUUCAGCUCAAGCAUUGGGAACCCAUUAUUAGCCCAAAAAGUCCUCCCUAAUGUCGCUCAAGCUCUGGCCUACAGAAAUCCUGGACUCGAUUAUCAACCCCAAAUUCGGCCAGAACUGUUCCAAUAUUCUCAAUUUCCAUCGAGAGCUUCUCCCGAUGCUGGUGCAGUUUAUCAACACAGUUUGUUAAACCAACAAUACCAACAGCAACAACAAAUAAAUAAUAACUAUUACCAAAAUCAAUUAGCGCAAAUAUUGGCGUUGCGUCAAGCCCAAUUAACUUCUAUUGAAAAUGCACCUGAGCCAGUUCAACAAGCACCUGUGGAGCACCAGAAUUUAUUAGGCGUCGCAUAUUCUCCAUCAAAUGCCGUAUCGCAUGUGAAAAUCAGUGCGAAUGGCUAUAAAUACGAUUUCUAA
Molecule: messenger RNA, 610 nt
Organism: Cotesia congregata
Lineage: Eukaryota; Metazoa; Arthropoda; Insecta; Hymenoptera; Braconidae
Source: the annotation of a GenBank genome assembly